Molecule: messenger RNA, 307 nt
Organism: Staurois parvus
Lineage: Eukaryota; Metazoa; Chordata; Amphibia; Anura; Ranidae
Source: the annotation of a GenBank genome assembly
UCAGCCUGAUGCCUCUACUCAGCCUGAAGCCUCUACUCCAGCCUGAAGCCUCUACAUACUCAGCCUGAAGCCUCUACUCAGCCUGAAGCCUCUACUCAGCCUGAUGCCUGCAUUCAGCCUGAUGCCGCUACUCAGCAUGAUGAACUGAUCCAGCCUGGACGAUCCUAUUAGGCCAGUUGACUCGAUGCCCGCUGUUGAUCCAGAUGAUCCGGUACCUGAUCCAGUGCCCGCUGUCGUGCCAAUUGACUCAGAGCCCGCUGUCAUACUGUUGACUCGGUGCCCGCAGUCUUGCCAGACGACUCGGUGC